Nematostella vectensis (starlet sea anemone) is the source of this 1967-nucleotide messenger RNA. Its product is annotated as store-operated calcium entry-associated regulatory factor. Gene Ontology annotation, biological process: regulation of store-operated calcium entry. Gene Ontology annotation, cellular component: endoplasmic reticulum membrane. The record is from RefSeq and is a predicted model, not a curated record. The coding region runs from base 228 to 1292 and encodes 354 amino acids. NCBI's taxonomy places the organism in Eukaryota, Metazoa, Cnidaria, Anthozoa, Actiniaria, Edwardsiidae. The transcript is spliced from 9 exons.
GUCAUUGUGUCGAAAAUAUCCGAGUAACAAACAUGGCGUCGAAAUGACCAAUGGAAGAUCGAGACGUGGAAUUAGAACUGAAAUAAAACAACGCGCUUCUACCGUAAAUACCUACAGACAAGCGCGUUAAGUCGACAAGGGAUCAAGAGGAGAAACUAUUGACAAAUUUCACUGUAUUUGAUAGGAAUUUCUAAGGAUUUAAGUUGAAUUUCGAAUUUAUUUGGAAGAUGAUUACGUGUGACAGUAGAAGUAUGGUUUUGAAGAUUGUUGUGUUUAUGGUCAUCGUUGCUGUAGCUGUUGUAAAAGGUUGGGGGAGCAGCGAGAAAAUCAAACUGAAGGAUGUACAAGUGCUGACUUUGAAAGCAAACCAAAUGACAAAUGGUAGGCGCUCUGCCCCGGUUCCUCAGCUCAAGUGUGUUGGGGGAAGUGCUGGGUGUUCUGCGUUCCGCCCGCAGGUCGUACAGUGCUACAACAGAGGUUCUGAUGGCUAUGAUGUUCAGUGGGAGUGCAAGGCGGACAUGGAAAGUCAGUACAGGUUUGGAGAAAUUGCUGUUUCUUGUGAAGGCUAUAGCCACCCGGAUGACCCAUACAUCCUCAAAGGCUCUUGUGGGCUGGAGUACUCUAUUGACUAUGUUGGUGAUCAAUCAGCCCACCAUGAUUCUGGAUACUACUCCAGUCACCAGAAUGAUUAUCACCAUGGCCACAAGAGACACCACAGGAGGUCAUCUGGUUGGCUGAGUUCCCUUAUCAUGUGGGGGAUCAUUGCCGCCAUUGCCUACUACAUCUACACUAGCUGCAGCGGCCAUGGUGCAAGUGAUAGCACAGAGUAUGCAUCACAACAGACAACAACACCACCACCUCCGGGAUUCAGACCUGAAUAUACUCAAGGUGCCUAUCCAAGUGCCUCUGCCACACCAGGAAGCACACCAGCUGAUGAUCAGGGUCUAGGAGGAUUCUGGACAGGCAUGGGUGCAGGUGGCUUGCUUGGAUAUCUCUUUGGUAACAGGGGUGGAAAUGGUGGCUAUGGCUAUGGUCCUGGAUAUUACCACCAUGCUCAUCAUGGUUAUAACUCCGGCUAUGGCACAGGCUAUGGUGGUACAGGCUAUGGUGGAGGAAGCUGGUUUGGUUCAGGUGGAAACUCUGGCUGGUUUGGUUCGGGUAGAAAUACUGGCUGGUUUAGUGGCAAUAAUGGAUCAUCUUCCUGGUCUAGCACUCAUCGCCGUUCAAGUCCAACUUCCAGCUCAUCUUCAUCAAGGACAACCUCAGGAUUUGGGGGCACAAAGAGGAGGUGAACAAUAGCUUGUGAGCACUCAUUAUUAAUCUAACCUUAAUACACUGUAAAUAAAGCAUUUUUUAAAUAAGCUGAUAGAAAAUCCUAAAUUAAGAUUUGUUGUUAGGAUUGUUAGGACAAAAAUAUCGAAGAGUAAUAGAUUGAAAUAGUUGUAUAAUUCCAUAAGUGGCAAAGCUGUAAAUAAAUGGUUGUAGUCAAUACCCCAGAUAUUUACAAAUACUGUAAUUCUGAAAGAAAGCCUAGACUUGAGGAAGACAGGCACGCCAGAGGUACACAAGUUAUUCAUAACUUUUAUUCUCAGAUUUCUAAAGCAGUAAAUGCACGCUACUCAUUUUAGGGGAACUAUCUAUCCAUAAAAGCGGUCCUUGCUACAUGCCUGCUCAUAGUUUUUUUGGAGGGGGAGGGGGUGGCUUCUCAAGGUUUCUCUUAUUUAAGCAGCCCUUCCAGUCAAGUAGGAUUGUUUUUCUUACCUCCCCCUGAUGUACAUCUGCACCUCCUUCCCUCCCCAGCUAAAUAUGUAGCAUAGGUGAAGGUGUAUUAUACUGACUAUGCCUUUGAACAUGUACUGUCAAUGUUUUUCUCCACAAGGCAAAACUGAAAAAGUUGUCUUGCACUUGAACUCCAUCUAUUGUAAAUAUGCAGUCUUGUAUUUAAAUAAUUAAAAAUUCAAAUAAAA